AGUGAGGACAAAAUCAAACAAUACGAUUAGAAAUUCAAAUCAGCCUUGGCCUUUGAACCAAUAUUGACAAUUAUGAUCGAAGAAGUCUUUCAGAAAUUAGUUAUUGAUGGAUUAUAUUUACCAAUUUCAGAAGAUCCGUGAUCGCGUGAACACGUAGGUGGGCAUCCUGUAGAAAGCGUAGCUGUCAUUCAUUAAAAUGGGCGAUAAAGUAAAGCGUUUCUUGAUCGAGCAGAAAUCUAAAUGCGAGCAGCUUCUUAAGGAAGAAACGAAUAUUACUGUCAACGAGGGCAAUGGAACGGAUGUUCGUCAAUGCCCGGCGACCUUCGAUGAUCUGCUCUGCUGGUCGCGGACCAACGCACCGAGUACAGCAACCUUGCCCUGUCCACCUGCCUCGAUUAUGGGAUACACCGAUCUGGCGAAUGAGAACCUGAGAGCAUUGGCGGUUGCCAGCAAGGUCUGUCUGGCGAACGGUGAGUGGUACCAGAACUCGGACGGCGUAUUCUGGAGCAAUUAUAGUCUUUGCGUGCUGAAUAGAACGCGUUACAUGAUCAAUGGUGCUGAGAAGCUGAAUUAUUCGGGAUGGGAUCAUGAAACGGCGGAGUAUUCACUUCUGAAUAAAUGGUUGCCGAUUAUCAGGAUAGUAUCGCAAAUUGGAUACAGUACUUCGUUUAUUACUUUAAUCGUAGCUAUGGUAAUCUUUUCCUUACUUAGGAAACUCAGGAAUCCCAGAAAUAGAUUACACAUGCAUUUGUUUGUAUCUUUUAUCAUGAGAGCUUUUAUGGCACUUCUAAAGGAUUGGAUUUUUAUUGAUGGGAUUGGAAUGGCUUGGAACGUUGUUUUUGUCGACGGAAACAAUGCUUUUAUCAACGAACACAGUAUGGGGAUUUGUAAGGCUAUCACAAGUCUGUGGCAAUAUUUUAUCGUAGCAAAUUACUCAUGGAUCUUAAUGGAAGGAUUGUAUCUACAUAAUCUAGUUUUCAAGGCAUUAUGUGCUGACACUAAUACAAUAGCUCUAUAUAUUCUGUUAGGCUGGGGUCUUCCCAUUUUGGUAGUAGUACCAUGGAUUAUAAUACGCGCAACUAUCGAAGAUACUCUCUGCUGGACCACGCAUAAAAAUCCUUUAUUAUUCCUUAUCAUAAGAAUACCAAUUAUCAUAUCAAUUUUGUUCAAUUUUCUGUUGUUCCUCAACAUCGUGCGUGUCUUGCUUGUGAAACUGAAGACAUCAGUGCAUUUACAACGGAAAAAAAUGAAAUACAAAAGAUGGGCAAAAUCAACUAUGAUUCUGGUACCACUCUUCGGAAUACACUAUUCUUUCUUUUUGGGAUUAUCUUAUCAUAAAGAUUACCGAGUCGAACUGAUCUGGCUCUUUUGCGAUCAGCUAUUUGCAUCCUUUCAGGGUGCUCUCGUGGCUUUAUUGUAUUGUCUGUUAAAUGGCGAAGUCAGAGCGGAAAUGCGACGAGCAUGGAGAGCUCGACGAUCAAAAAAAGAAGUCGAUUCUUUCAUAUCUGGGCACCGAGAAUUAUCGAGAAAUUUGAAGGACAGAAUCAAUCGAAAGCAGCAUCGAUCGACAAUGAUAACACUAAUUUAGCGAUUAUAGUCAUAAAAAAAGUUGUCGAUGAAACAUAUUAAGUUGAUUUGAUCAACUGUC
Camponotus floridanus (Florida carpenter ant) is the source of this 1648-nucleotide messenger RNA. Its product is annotated as secretin receptor. Gene Ontology annotation, molecular function: G protein-coupled peptide receptor activity; peptide hormone binding. Gene Ontology annotation, cellular component: plasma membrane. Gene Ontology annotation, biological process: adenylate cyclase-modulating G protein-coupled receptor signaling pathway; cell surface receptor signaling pathway. The record is from RefSeq and is a predicted model, not a curated record. The transcript is spliced from 11 exons. Lineage: Eukaryota; Metazoa; Arthropoda; Insecta; Hymenoptera; Formicidae. Bases 197 to 1588 code for a protein of 463 amino acids.